Cylicostephanus goldi is the source of this 627-nucleotide messenger RNA. The record is from the annotation of a GenBank genome assembly. NCBI's taxonomy places the organism in Eukaryota, Metazoa, Nematoda, Chromadorea, Rhabditida, Strongylidae.
AUGGACGACCAGCCGUCGACUUCGUCCUCUCCCACUCAAAACGUGACACUUACGCAAGGUGAACAUCGAGGAAGUGCAAGUCGCGAGACAUUUCUUCCUGAUGGUGUAAAAGCAGUUGAUCCUUCUUGCAGGUACUGGGGUGACUUAUCUUGGAGAAACGCCGAAAAACUUCUCUUAUUGUGCGAAGAAGGAUCGUUCUUGGUUAGAGAUAGUCAUAGUGAAAAUCAUUUGUUUACUAUCAGCUACAAGCAUGAAAAUAAAGUGUUACAUUCGCGAGUGGAAAUUAGCGGCCAAUACGCUCAUCUGGGAGGUCCGCUAUCGCUCGAGCGCUCGGAGAGCAUCUCGUUUACGAGAGAGCGUGAUAUCCUGAUACACCGACGAGGUGCUGAAGCUGAAGCAUCAGGGAUUCAUUUGCGGUAUCCAUUGUCGCGGAUACAGCUUCUUCCACGAUUGCAGUACUUGUGUCGUCUUAAGAUUAGAUUGUUAACGCGAGCAGACAAAUUAUCAACAUUGCAAUUGCCUCCGCCUCUGCUUGCUUAUGUGUCGGAUCCGAAAUUCUUGAUACCGAAUAUUCGAGAGUGCCUUCAAGUACUGGAAGAACGGAGGGAAAGGCUCGGUUUAACGUAA